UAUGGAAGAAAUUGUUAAUGGAGAAGAUGAUGUCGAGCCGUAAUUUACAUUUAUUACACAUACCCGAACAAUAUAAUAUCGUAUUUCAGUGAUGAAGAAACGAAUUGAGAUAGCUUCUAUUAAUAGCCUAGAUUAAAUUUAAGUUCCAUUAAGCAUAGAUUAAAUUAUCUAUUGGCUAUAUGAUGAAGGUCGAGAAAUAGCUUUUGGAUUAAGAUAGGGAGAUCUUAUUAAUUAUUACUAUGGAGAUGAGAGUGAGUUAUCACAUUUUCGUAUAUUGAUUGGGUGCAAAAUUUCAUUUGGAACAUUUAAAUAAGAUUAUUUGGUUGGUGAUUUAUUGGGAAAAGGCACAUUUUCAGAAGUAUGAGUUCUUCUAUGACCAGGUAAUGAAGGUGACUUCUUUGAGGGAUGGCAAAGAGUAUGCAUUAAAGAAAAUCAAAUUACGUAACGAGGCUCAUUUAAAGAAUAUUGAAAUUGAGGUAGCUAUAUUGCAUAGGUUAAAUCAUGAAGGCAUUAUCAAAUUAUAUGAUGUAUAUAGAUUAAAUGAAGAGACAUAUGGAUUAAUUACUGAAUUAGUCAUAGGACAAUCUCUGGACUCAAUUAUUAAUAAACAAAAAGUAAGGUUUUAAAUAAAUGGUUAGUAAAAAAAGAGCAAGUUGGAAGAACGAGACAUUUAAAUGAUUCUUAAAUAAACUCUUUAAAUCAUAGAUUAUUUACAUUAGAAUAAUAUAAUCCAUAGAGAUAUUAAACCUUAACAUAUGAUUUUAUGUUAAAAUAAAACGAUUAAGAUAUUAGAUUUUGGUUUAAGUUCUAAUGAGAGUUAAAUAUCUUGUAAUUGUGGUACUCCUGGUUAUUUACCACCUGAAUCAUUUCGAGAACAAUCAUUAUACACAUCUAAAGGAGACAUAUUCAGUUUAGGAGUUGUUUUUUAUAAGUUAUUGAAUAGAGGAGUUAGUUGUUUUGAUGCAAAUACACUCGAAUCAGUAAUGAGUAAAAAUAGACGUUGCACAAUUGAAUAUCAAAUCAAUGGAUAUUCACCUCAAGCUCUGGUACAUUUUUGAAAUGAAUUCUAAGCAUUUGCUCAAAUAAAUGCUUCAAAAAGAUCCAGUCUUAAGAAUCAAUUCAUACGAUGCGCUGAAUCAUACUUAUUUUACUGUCCUCCGAGAAUCCCAGAAUCUAAAAGAAGAUAAAGGGAAUAUUUAUGUUUACUAAGCUCAUCCUAGGCCAUCCCAUUUAUCUAGGACAAACAGUGGUGAGUUAGAUAAAACUUCAAAAUGAUUGU
Molecule: messenger RNA, 1279 nt
Organism: Paramecium pentaurelia
Lineage: Eukaryota; Ciliophora; Oligohymenophorea; Peniculida; Parameciidae
Source: the annotation of a GenBank genome assembly